GCCAACACAUUGCUGAAAAAUUCCAAGGUACACCUCACAGGUUGAGUGACAAACAGUAAUCCUCUGCCGCCGUUUAACUAAUGAAGUGAAGCUUCUUGAAUUCUAGCUUCUACUACAGCUAAAGUUUCUGUAAUGGAAUUUUAAUAUUUUAAUUUCAUUUGGAGGAAAUUUGAUUAACUAAAAAUGGCAUCUUUCCAGUUAUUGAAGUCUCCAUUCUCAUUUUCUCAAUCCAAUCCUGAUUUUAGCACCAUGGUCCGAAGGAGGUUUCUGCGUGUGAGGUUUCAGAGGAAAAAUCCAAUCUUGAAUACAUUUGCUGAUACAAAGUUUAGGGUUUGGUGUAGAGUUCAAGACAGUGGAAACCAGAGUAGUAAUGGUGAAGAGCCUCCAGAGUCAUUGUUUAUGAAAGAGUUGAGAAGACGUGGCAUGGCUCCAACUUCAUUGCUUGAGGAGACAAACACAAACCUUAAAGAAGACGAGGAGACAAUAUCUAGGGAAGAAGAUGGAGGAUUUUAUCGGAGAAAUGCGCUGUCAACAGAUUCUGGAAGAAAUUUGACUAAUCAAAGAGAGCAGUCUAUGGCACUGAAUAGUGAAGGCCUUGAGGGUUUGAUUCCACGGGCAAAACUGUUGCUUACUCUUGGGGGAACAUUUUUUUUGGCAUUUUGGCCGUUGAUCCUCGCAACUAUUGCAUCCUUCUCUGCUGUUUACCUGUAUUUUGGACCUCAAUUUGUCCACGAUGCAAGCAACAGACUUGGUCCACCACCAUAUAUUGAUCCUUAUGUACUACUCGAAGAAGAGAGGAUAUCACAGACAGCUCCACCUCUAAAUUGAGUAGCUGCUUGUUUCAUGAAGUUAGACCGUUCAAGUGUUAAGUAAAGGUUUCCAUUGCUUAUCCUCGGUAUAUUUACCUUAUCAUUUUCUGGUUGGACACUACCGUGAUAGCUAGAAGAUAAUCAUGUUGACUGAGAAAUCUUAUUUCUAUGACUGUAAAAUUUGUAAAAAAUGUGAACGAGAUAAGAUUUCCUAUUCCGAAGCACAUACUGUAUAUUCUGUAUAUUGAUCCCUUUGAUGGGAAGUCUCCAGUAAUUCUUUAGAAGUCGAGCUUGAUAUGAUAGCCCACGAGUUAGACGAGUA
Molecule: messenger RNA, 1131 nt
Organism: Nicotiana attenuata
Lineage: Eukaryota; Viridiplantae; Streptophyta; Magnoliopsida; Solanales; Solanaceae
Exons: 4
Coding region: 184-828 (214 amino acids)
Source: RefSeq, a predicted model, not a curated record